AUGCUUCCACUUUUGUCCACCUUGGUAAAGGGUCCAUUUUGCCACUUCCAAUGCGAUAGAAAUGUCUUUCGCCCUAUUGCGGUGUUGUGCUUGAGAGUGUCGCACCGUGGUUGUCAUGCCUGGGGGAGCUGCACAUGGGGGCAUCACACAUUGGUUGUUGUGCCUGAGGGCAUUGCAAAUGGGGUGUCGUGCCUAGGGGCAUCGCACAUGAGGUGUCUCGCUCGGGGGUAUCUUACCUUGGUUAUCAUUCCAAGGGGCGUCGCACAUGGGGUGUCACAAUCGAGGGCAUCACACCUUGAUUGUAGUGCUCAGAAACGUCUCACCUUGAUUGUCAUGCUUAGCGCGCUGCACAUGGGAUGUCGCACUAGGGGAUGUAGCACCUUGGUUGUCUUUCUUACGGGAGUCGUGCCUAGGGCGUCACACUUUGGGUGUUGCUCAAAGGGAGUCACGCCCGGGGGAGUUGCACAUGGGGUGUCGCUUCCGAGGCAUCAUACUUUUUUUCACCUUGGUAAAAAGAUCCAUUUUUCCACUUCCAAUGUGAUAGGAAUGUCUUUCGCCCUGUUGCGGUGUUGCACCCUACAACGUCACAUCGUGGUUGUCGUGCCUGGAGGUGCCACACAUAGGAUGUCAUGCCUAGGGGAGUCAUACCUUGGUUGUCUUGCCUGGGGUGUCGCAGUUGGGGACGUUGCACAUUUGUUGGUAUCACACCUUGGUUGUCGUGCUUGUGGGCAUCUUGCCUUGAUUGUCAUGCUUGGAGGUACCACACAUGGGGUAUCGCGCCUAGGGGUGUUGCACCUUGGUUGUCUUGCCUAG
Messenger RNA from Ilex paraguariensis (yerba mate), 813 nucleotides. Lineage: Eukaryota; Viridiplantae; Streptophyta; Magnoliopsida; Aquifoliales; Aquifoliaceae. The record is from the annotation of a GenBank genome assembly.